AUGAACAAACGACCUUCUGAUUCACCCGCCACAAAGGGCGGUUCCACCAAGAAGACCACCUUCUCUGCCUCCUCUGCACCCAAGCAACAGUCCUUGCUCUCCUGGGCAAAACCAAAGGCCGUUGCUGCCACCGACCCAACAGCAACAGGAACCGCUAACGGUGACGAGACCCCAGCCUCUGCGCCCCUCGUCCUGAAGGCCAAGCCCGAUAUCCUCAAGGGACUCUCGGAUGAAAAACGCGAGUUGCUCAGUCUUGAACAGGACACCAUCGACGCAACCUGGCUCAGGGCCCUUCAGUCCGAGUUCACCAAGUCCUACUUUAUCGAGCUCAAGAAGUUUUUGAAGCAAGAGGACGAAAACAAGCAGCAGGUCUUCCCACCAAAGAGCGACAUCUACAGCUGGUCGAGAUUCACUCCUCUGCCAAGCGUUCGCGUUGUCAUCCUUGGACAAGAUCCUUACCACGACGAUAACCAGGCUCACGGGUUGUGCUUCAGUGUCAAGAAACCCGUGCGCCCCCCACCCUCGCUCAAAAACAUGUUCAAGCUGCUCGAGACCGAUUACCCUGGAUUCGUCACCCCCAACCACGGGUACCUCGAGUCCUGGGCUCGCCAAGGAGUCUUGAUGGUCAACGCGGCCAUGACUGUCCGUGCCCACGCCGCCAAUUCACACAAGGGCAAAGGAUGGGAAAAGUUGUUGGAUGCGGUUAUCAAGACAAUCAGCGAUCAGCGCAGGAACGUCGUGUUUUUGUUGUGGGGUAAAGAUGCACAGAACCGGGGCACACUUGUCGACAAGAAAAAGCAUUUGGUGUUGCAGAGCGUUCACCCUUCACCAUUGAGCGCCCAUCGUGGAUUCUUUGACAGCCAGCAUUUCUCCAAAGCCAACAAGUAUCUGGAGGAGAAUGGUCAAACACCCAUCAACUGGAACAGUCUUGUCGAUGAUUGCUCUUAG
This is a messenger RNA of Linnemannia hyalina, 948 nucleotides long. Lineage: Eukaryota; Fungi; Mortierellomycota; Mortierellomycetes; Mortierellales; Mortierellaceae. The record is from the annotation of a GenBank genome assembly.